CCAGAUGGGGGAGAAGCGGCGACGGCGGCAGUGGAAUAAUCGAGCCGGAGCGUGAGCGGCCCCGGGGCUCAGUUCCCCGCGGAGGCCAUGGGCGACCCAGCCACCGCCCGCAGCCUGGACUACAUCGACCUGUCCGCCCUGCGGGACCCUGCUGGAAUCUUUGAGCUGGUGGAAGUGGUCGGCAAUGGAACCUACGGACAGGUGUACAAGGGUCGGCAUGUCAAGACUGGGCAGCUGGCUGCCAUCAAGGUCAUGGAUGUCACAGAGGAUGAGGAGGAAGAGAUCAAGCAGGAGAUCAACAUGUUGAAAAAGUAUUCUCACCAUCGAAACAUUGCCACCUACUAUGGAGCCUUCAUCAAGAAGAGUCCCCCUGGAAACGAUGAUCAGCUCUGGCUGGUGAUGGAAUUCUGUGGUGCUGGUUCAGUGACCGACCUGGUAAAGAACACAAAGGGUAACGCUCUGAAAGAGGACUGCAUCGCCUACAUCUGCAGGGAGAUUCUCAGGGGUCUGGCCCAUCUCCAUGCCCACAAGGUGAUCCAUCGAGACAUUAAGGGGCAGAAUGUGCUGCUGACAGAGAAUGCUGAGGUCAAGCUAGUGGAUUUUGGGGUGAGUGCUCAGUUGGACCGCACGGUGGGCAGGCGAAACACUUUCAUUGGGACUCCCUACUGGAUGGCCCCAGAAGUCAUCGCCUGUGAUGAGAACCCUGACGCCACUUACGAUUAUAGGAGUGACAUUUGGUCUCUGGGAAUCACAGCCAUCGAGAUGGCAGAGGGCCCCCCUCUGUGUGACAUGCACCCCAUGCGAGCCCUCUUCCUCAUCCCUCGGAAUCCUCCACCCAGGCUCAAGUCCAAGAAAUGGUCUAAGAAGUUCAUUGACUUCAUCGACACAUGUCUCAUCAAGACUUACUUGAGCCGCCCACCUACAGAACAGUUACUGAAGUUUCCCUUCAUCCGAGACCAGCCCACGGAGCGGCAGGUCCGCAUCCAGCUCAAGGACCACAUCGACCGGUCCCGGAAGAAACGGGGUGAGAAAGAGGAGACAGAAUACGAGUACAGCGGCAGUGAGGAAGAAGAUGACAGCCACGGAGAGGAAGGAGAGCCAAGCUCCAUCAUGAACGUGCCUGGCGAGUCCACACUACGCCGGGAGUUUCUCCGGCUUCAGCAGGAGAAUAAGAGCAACUCAGAGGCUUUAAAGCAGCAGCAGCAGCUGCAGCAGCAGCAACAGCGAGAUCCUGAGGCACACAUCAAACACCUGCUACACCAGCGGCAGCGACGCAUAGAGGAGCAGAAGGAGGAGCGGCGGCGUGUUGAGGAGCAACAGCGGCGGGAGCGGGAGCAGCGGAAGCUGCAGGAAAAGGAGCAGCAGCGGCGGCUGGAGGACAUGCAGGCGCUGCGGCGGGAGGAGGAGCGGCGGCAGGCGGAGCGAGAGCAGGAAUAUAUCCGUCACAGGCUAGAGGAGGAGCAGCGACAGCUCCAGAUCCUUCAGCAACAGCUGCUCCAGGAACAAGCCCUGCUGCUGGAAUACAAGCGGAAGCAGCUGGAGGAGCAGCGGCAGUCAGAACGUCUCCAGAGGCAACUGCGGCAGGAGCACGCCUACCUCAAGUCCCUGCAGCAGCAGCAACAGCAGCCCCAGCAGCUUCAGAAACAGCAGCAGCAGCAGAUCCUGCCUGGGGAGAGGAAGCCCCUGUAUCAUUAUGGUCGGGGCAUUAAUCCCGCUGACAAGCCAGCCUGGGCUUGAGAGGUAGAAGAGAGAACAAGGAUGAACAAGCAGCAGAACUCUCCCUUGGCCAAGACCAAGCCAAGCAGCACAGGGCCUGAGCCCUCCAUCCCCCAGGCCUCCCCUGGACCCCCAGGACCUCUUUCCCAAACUCCUCCUAUGCAGAGGCCGGUGGAGCCCCAGGAGGGACCACACAAGUCCCUGCAGGGCCAGCCCACCCGAAACCUGGCUGCCUUCCCAGCCUCUCACGACCCUGAUCCUGCCAUCCCCACACCCGCUGCCACGCCCAGUGUCCGGGGAGCUGUCAUCCGCCAGAAUUCAGACCCCACCUCUGAAGGGCCUGGCCCCAGCCCCAACCCCCCAGCCUGGGUCCGGCCAGACAACGAGGCCCCACCCAAGGUGCCUCAGAGGACCUCAUCUAUCGCCACUGCCCUUAACACCAGUGGGGCCGGAGGGUCCCGGCCAGCCCAGGCUGUCCGAGCAAGACCUCGCAGCAACUCCGCCUGGCAAAUCUAUCUGCAAAGGCGGGCAGAGCGGGGCACCCCCAAGUCUCCAGGGCCCCCUGCUCAGCCCCCUGGCCCACCCAACGCCUCUAGUAACCCCGACCUCAGGAGGAGCGACCCUGGCUGGGAGCGCUCAGACAGUGUCCUCCCGGCCUCUCAUGGGCACCUUCCUCAGGCUGGCUCGCUGGAGCGAAACCGUGUGGGAGCCUCCUCCAAACUGGAUAGCUCCCCAGUGCUCUCCCCUGGGAACAAAGCCAAGCCUGAUGACCACCGCUCCCGGCCAGGCCGGCCCGCAGAUUUCGUGUUACUGAAAGAGCGGACUCUGGAUGAAGCCCCUCGGCCUCCCAAGAAGGCCAUGGACUAUUCAUCAUCCAGUGAGGAAGUGGAAAGCAGUGAAGAGGAUGAGGAGGAAGGUGAUGGCGAGCCAUCAGAGAGGAGCAGAGACACCCCAGGGGGCCGCAGUGAUGGAGACACAGACAGCGUCAGCACCAUGGUGGUCCAUGACGUUGAGGAAAUCCCUGGGACCCAGCCCCCAUAUGGGGGCGGCACCAUGGUGGUCCAGCGUACCCCUGAAGAGGAGUGGAGCUUGCUGCAUGCUGACAGCAACGGUUACCCAAACCUGCCUGAUGUGGUCCAGCCCAGCCACUCACCCACUGAAAACAGCAAAGGUCAAAGCCCACCUUUGAAGGAUGGAGGAAAUGAUUACCAAUCUCGUGGGCUAGUAAAAGCCCCUGGCAAGAGCUCGUUCACGAUGUUUGUGGAUCUAGGGAUCUACCAGCCUGGAGGCAGUGGGGACACCAUCCCCAUCACAGCCCUAGUGGGUGGAGAGGGUACUCGACUUGAUCAGCUACAGUACGACGUGAGGAAGGGCUCUGUGGUCAAUGUGAACCCCACCAACACCCGGGCCCACAGUGAAACUCCUGAGAUUCGCAAGUACAAGAAACGAUUCAAUUCUGAGAUCCUCUGUGCAGCCCUUUGGGGGGUCAACCUGCUGGUGGGCACGGAGAAUGGGCUGAUGCUGCUAGACCGAAGCGGGCAGGGAAAGGUAUAUGGACUCAUUGGGCGGCGACGCUUCCAGCAAAUGGAUGUGCUGGAGGGGCUCAACCUGCUCAUAACCAUCUCAGGGAAAAGGAAUAAACUGCGGGUGUAUUACCUGUCAUGGCUCCGAAACAAGAUUCUGCACAAUGACCCAGAAGUGGAGAAGAAGCAGGGCUGGACGACUGUGGGGGACAUGGAGGGCUGUGGGCACUACCGAGUUGUGAAAUAUGAGCGUAUUAAGUUCCUGGUCAUUGCCCUGAAGAACUCUGUGGAGGUGUAUGCCUGGGCCCCCAAACCCUAUCACAAAUUCAUGGCUUUCAAGUCCUUCGCUGACCUUCCUCACCGCCCUCUGCUGGUUGACCUGACCGUAGAGGAGGGACAGCGUCUCAAGGUCAUUUAUGGCUCCAGUGCUGGCUUCCAUGCUGUGGAUGUCGACUCGGGGAACAGCUAUGACAUCUAUAUCCCUGUGCAUAUCCAGCGCCAGAUCACGCCCCAUGCCAUCAUUUUCCUCCCCAUUACUGAUGGCAUGGAGAUGCUGCUGUGCUAUGAAGACGAGGGGGUCUAUGUCAACACAUAUGGGCGGAUCAUCAAAGAUGUGGUGUUGCAGUGGGGAGAGAUGCCCACCUCUGUGGCCUACAUCUGCUCCAACCAGAUCAUGGGCUGGUGUGAGAAAGCCAUUGAGAUCCGUUCUGUGGAGACAGGCCACCUGGAUGUGGUCUUCAUGCACAAACGAGCCCAGAGGCUCAAGUUCCUGUGUGAGCGGAAUGACAAGGUCUUUUUUGCCUCAGUCCGCUCCGGGGGCAGCAGCCAAGUUUACUUCAUGACUCUGAACCGUAACUGCAUCAUGAACUGGUGACAGGGCCCUGGGCUGGGGCUGUCCCACACUGGACCCAGCUCUUCCCCCAACAGCCAGACUUCCCAGGCCUCUCCUUUUUCCCCCCUCCCUGGGCUUUUGCUUUUACUGGUUUGAUUCACUGGAGCCUGCUGGGAACAUGACCUCUGACCCCCAAUGCUUUUGUGAUCACGUGACCAUCCUCUCCCCAACAUAUUCUUUCCCCAAAACUGUGCCCCUCUCCAACUUCUGGGGAGGGACACAGCUUCCCCUUACCAGGAAUCAAAUGGGCCUAGCCCCACCCCCCUUUUCUCCACUUCAGAGGAAAGUGCUGGGGUUUGGACCCCUUAACCCACUGCUGCUGACUGGGCAGGGCCCUGGACCCCUUAAUUUGCACGUCAGGGGAGCCUGCUCCCCCCUUGAAUGUACCAGACCCUGGGGGGGGUCACUGGGCCCUAGGUUUUUGGGGGGUCACCAGCCACUCCAGGGGCAGGGACCAUUUCUUCAUUUUCUGAAAGCACUUUAAUGAUUCUCCUCCCCCCAAACCCCAGGGAAUGGAGGAGGGACCCCGCCAGCCAAAACAUUCCCCCUUCCCAAACCAGAUCCCCUCUAUUGGCCUCUGCCCCUCCUUGGAGUGAGGGAGUAGGAUGCUCUCCCCUCCAGCCCCCCUUGCUUGCAUCUGUACAUAGUGUGAGCAGCAAGUAGCCCUUUUCCUCCUCCCUCCCCCUUCCUCAAUGUAGUGGCCUUGGAUAUCCCGUUUGUUAAUAAAGACAAUUCAACCAGC
Nycticebus coucang (slow loris) is the source of this 4873-nucleotide messenger RNA. Its product is annotated as misshapen-like kinase 1. Gene Ontology annotation, biological process: protein phosphorylation. The record is from RefSeq and is a predicted model, not a curated record. Lineage: Eukaryota; Metazoa; Chordata; Mammalia; Primates; Lorisidae. Gene Ontology annotation, molecular function: ATP binding; protein kinase activity.